Molecule: messenger RNA, 1488 nt
Organism: Oikopleura dioica
Lineage: Eukaryota; Metazoa; Chordata; Appendicularia; Copelata; Oikopleuridae
Source: the annotation of a GenBank genome assembly
AUGAGCAUGGAAUACGAAAUGACAGUUGGACAAGUUUCCAUUCCACAUAGGCUUUUAAUGUCCGCCCCAGGAAUGGUAUGCGACAAAGAUUUCCUCGAGAAAGAGAAGGAAAUGCUCGAGCAAGAUGAAAAUAUCGUAUUUCUGCAUGCUGACUGCCUUUCUCAACGCUCAUUACUCUCUGCCCGAGGAUUUGGACUACUCGUUUUCAUUGCCGCCAUGUUGUCGACUAUUUUGUACAUGUCCCCGCUCCCGUCUACAUACGGCAUAUUCUCGUGGAACUUGGCAGAGCAAGUGUGGAUCGGGCUCUCCAUCGUAUUGAAUUUGAUGGCUGGUGUCAUUCCCAUCAUUGAAGGAGAGAUGAAUUACAAAGACGCCUUGCACUGCAAGUCUGACAUGGAAGCACUUUCUAUCCCUCAGGCCUCCGUCAAUGAACUCUGCCCUGAUGGCUUCGAAAACCUCCGCGGUAACGCUGUAAUCUCAGGAGUCUUCUUUCUAUCCUCCCUUUGUCCCCUUGGCGUUCUUCUGUGGCUCACUAGAAGACAGAAACAAGCCCAAAUCAUCCUCCAACAACAAAGACAGAAGAAUGUUAAUUGCGAUAUUUUGAUAAUCGCUUCGAAUGGAGCCGGAUAUCCUGCUCAUUCCUCUCUCAUAACAGCACAAAGCGAAGUCUUUCGGGUGAUGCUCGAAAGUGGAUUCAAAGAAGGAACAGAUAAGCGAAUCCAAACAAAUGUUAAAGAAACUACUCUCCGAAAUCUGCUGGACGCUGUUUACUGUCAAGAUGUUUCAUCUUUGACCUUCACCCAGGCUUGCGACUUGCUUCAAACUGCGCUCUACUACGAAUUCGAUCACAUUUGCAAAAUCGUUGUUAAAUUUUUGGUGCAAUGCUGCCGCCAUCGUUGCCCGGAAAGCUGCUGCAUGUUUGAGGAUCCAUCCAGUGUAACGACAGCGCUGGCACGGUUUCAGGAACGAGAAUAUUACGCGCGGAAUAUCGCCAACAUCCAGCAUAUUUGCGAUGUUCUCUUUUUGUUCAUCCACAGGCAGGCUCGGGAACGUCAACUGUUCUCAGCGUUAAACUCAUCUAGUCGCAACAAAUUGACAUCGGCGUUUUUGCCAAUGUCAUUGAAGAACGUUUUGAUAAAAAACGAGAUUCUUGUACGAAUCUUGAAUGUUACCGAAUUCAUCCAAGACGUGAACAUCGACAAGAUCCAAACUCUGCAGCCAUACUGCUGCAAAACGUAUGGCGAAUGUAAACAUCAGCAAGAAAUGCUGGAAUCGAGGCACAAGAGUCAAAUUCGUGAACAGCUAGUAUCCGACCAACACGAAUUCAAACUUCGAACAAGCUUCACUGCGCUGGAACAUUCGUACAGAGAUAGUGAUGAUGAGGAAAUUCUGGUUGAGAUGGAAGAUGAAAUGAGCCCUGCUGAAAAUGUGAUUGAUCUGUUGAACCGCGAUGGAGAAGAAGUCUCGCCAGUUCCAGAGAGUGACUAA